Messenger RNA from Vicia villosa (hairy vetch), 477 nucleotides. RefSeq lists its product as uncharacterized. NCBI's taxonomy places the organism in Eukaryota, Viridiplantae, Streptophyta, Magnoliopsida, Fabales, Fabaceae. The transcript is spliced from 2 exons. The coding region runs from base 1 to 477 and encodes 158 amino acids. The record is from RefSeq and is a predicted model, not a curated record.
AUGAUAAGAGGCGGAGAACACUUAAAUUUCAAGAGAGAUCAUGUGUUUCAGAGAGUUACUCCUAUGACUGGUGUUGGUCGAGCGGUGAAGUCAAAUAAGUUGACGCCGCGGUUUAUUGGUCCGUUUCAGAUUACCGAAAGGGUGGGAGAAGUACUGUAUCGUAUUGCGUUACCUCCUACACUUGCGAAUUUGCACGAUGUAUUUCAUGUGGCUCAGUUGAGGAAAUACAUUGCGGAUCCUUCUCGUGUAACCCAAGUGGAUGAUAUACAGGUGAAGGAUAACCUGACGGUCGAAGCGUUACCUAUGAGGAUUGAAGACCGGAAGUUGAAACAAUUGCGUGGUAACGAGAUAGCGUUUUUCAGAAUGUGCUAUGGCACACAUAUGUUGUCCGAAGAGGCUGAUGACUGGUGGAUGUCGACUAGAGCUGAACUAGAUGCAGAUGGUAUAGAGAUCACUUGGGCUAUAUUCAAGAGGUAA